Colletotrichum truncatum is the source of this 1782-nucleotide messenger RNA. The record is from RefSeq and is a predicted model, not a curated record. NCBI's taxonomy places the organism in Eukaryota, Fungi, Ascomycota, Sordariomycetes, Glomerellales, Glomerellaceae.
AUGGCCUCUGGCAACCGGAAUCGGACAGGGAGGAUUUAUGCCCGCAAACCGGGAAGCGGCUUGUCCAGACCCAAGAAGCAGAAAUCCGAGAGACAGCCAUCGCCUGGUGCACAGUCGAUGGUGCCAACGCAGUAUGGAGUCCCGCUCGCCGCCAAUACUGCUCCUAUCAUGUCGCAAACAAAUCCGUCAACUUCUUCCGCUGUGGAUUUGCAUUACAAUCCCACGAUCCGACCUGAUGCCAUCAAUGUAACUCCUUCUCACAUCCAUCAGCAUCCAGAUGAAUCCCGUCAGGACUCUAACAGUUUGCCUACGCUUGCGAAUCCACCGCCUGCCUUUGAUGGCCUUGGUGUCCAAAUGCCAUCACCUCAGCCUGGUCAGCAGCGGGAUGUGCCUGGUCCUGUUAAAGCCCCAGAGUUUGCACAUCAAUCAGUGGAUCAGACCGUUGAUGCACCAGCCAACGAGUCGAACUUGGAUUGGGCCGAUAACUAUGGAGGUCGGGAUUCUGAGACCGGUCGACCUGUGCCUCAUCAGCAGAUCCUCAACUACAUGGAGACUCUCUUUGCCCGCCCAGUCAAUCAUAUUUUCACACAUUCGAUGAAGGAUGCCAUUAGAAGGAUCCUAGGAGAAGAACUAGACUCUACAACUGUCCACAACUCAAAUGCGUCUCCUUAUAAGCGGAUCAGUCAACACUACAUCAAGGGGGUAAAGACAGUGGAGGAAUCUCUGCUGUGGGCAUUUGUUAUUCGGGCUGUGGCAUUGCCUGAAUAUUCACCACUGGCGAAUCUGUUCAAGAAAUCCAAUAAGAAGCCGAUGUUCAUGGCGAUGGCAAGGAUUGUUGCCGCUUUGUAUGAAGGCAGGGCGAUCCCUGCUUCUUGGGUUGAGGAGGCAUUCGGGGUGAUGGAUCCACAAAUCACCUACGAGAGCCCGAUGACAUUGGGCUUUUUUGCACAACAGAAUGUGAGGCAACCUGCCACUUCAAAGGGCAUUCAACAAUUUAUCCCGCCUGUAAAUCAUUCUGCGCAACAGCAGGUCCAAUACCUAGCUCAGCCGAACAAUGUCCAAUACUUCAGUCAGCAAUCUGCCUCCCCAUCUGGUUCCGUUCAGUUAUCCAGUCCUUCCCCGUCUGCUCAGCAACAGAUCCAACACCCAGCCCGGCCAUCUGAUGUGCAGCAGGCGGCUAGAUCAUCAGGUGUUGCGCGUUCUGUUCGGCCUGCUGUCUUGACAUCUUACAUACAGACUGGAAGACAGCAAUUGGGCACGGCGACCAUCGUUCAAUCACCUGAUAUCUCUCGAUCUAUACAUCAGUCGACGCCGCGACCGCAUCAGACGGCCGUAUCAGGCCAGCGCCGUGAUCUCCCUGGCCCAUUUGUGUCCGAUGGAUCCGACUUCUCACAGUAUGUCAGUAGUGAGCAGAACACUGGCUCAUCGCAUGUGAACAUGUGGCAUAAUGUUUUUGGCAGAUCUCUUGUUGGGAAAGGGCAAUCCAAUGCCGGUGCCGACCUCUCCGUUGUUGCGACUCAGUGCAGUGGAGAUGAGGAUGACGACGACGAGUCAUCAGUUCUUACUGACGACCAUGAGACCGAUGGCGGGUCAUUUACGUUGGAGGAACGCAAAGCUAUGAUUUCUACAGUCAUGGACAGGUCAAGCCAGAUCCCCCUCAAGCACAGAAAUGAUAUUGUGACUGGAUGGCUCCUGGAGAAGUUGAUGGACGCCGGUAUCGAUGUAGCGGAUGGUACAACCAGCCGCAACAACCGCCUCCUCAAACGCGACAAGCUAGAUUAG